Messenger RNA from Mucor velutinosus, 1479 nucleotides. RefSeq names its product Mitochondrial distribution and morphology protein 12. Bases 1 to 1479 code for a protein of 492 amino acids. Gene Ontology annotation, cellular component: integrator complex. The transcript has 7 exons. Gene Ontology annotation, biological process: snRNA 3'-end processing. The record is from RefSeq and is a predicted model, not a curated record. NCBI's taxonomy places the organism in Eukaryota, Fungi, Mucoromycota, Mucoromycetes, Mucorales, Mucoraceae.
AUGAAGAAUGCAACACUUCCAAUUCACGCUAAAUUCGGCCCUGUGAUAAAUGAGUUCGUGUUGAGUACAUUCUUAACAGAUCAAUGUCAGAGAAUACCAGAAGAUGUUGUCGAGGCUUAUUUUGAAGAUUACUCAACGAUAUCCACCAGCCAAAUACUGAUGCUGUUGUAUAUCUUGACAUUUAAUGACUAUAUUAUUGCUUUUCGAACAGAACCCAAGUUGAUGUCAAUGAACAAUGUCAAAGAACAAAAAGCUUACUCUGUGGAUUUAUUCGACCGUAUUCCUAUUCGCUUCAUCCUGAAUCAUGUCGAAUUAUAUCAGAGUGGAAAUGCGUACAAAUCUAUAUGCUCAGAUAUGCUAGCACUAUCAGCAAACUUGUAUCCAGAGCUGUUUGAUAUUCAGAGCUUCCUGAUGCAAGAAGGAAGGGAUUCGACAGUGGACUCAUUAUGGCAGAUAAAGACAGUUUAUAGAGAUUGGAAAAAGAAUUUGACGACAACAGAAUUAGAGCAACUGUUGGGUCAAUGGGAGACAAAUGUGUCAACAGUAGUAGACGAGACAAUUGCUACUGUCCAUGUUCAGGAUCAUGCUUUGUGCAUGUUGUCUACAUUGGUGCCGCCCUGCUUAGGUGGAAAGCUAGAUACUCGAAUUGCAGAAGCAUUGAGAUCAACGUGGGAGACAUACAAUAGAAUCAUUCCUCAUACAUUAUGGACAAUGACCAUCAACUUACUGACAUCAGGAACCUACACAAUGAACGACUUGAUCCAAGAUCCACAUAUAGCUUUCAAAAGCGACCCACGCAUCUUCAGAUCAGAGCAACUGCUGCCUAUUUGGCUGCAUGUAUUAUCUUGUUUGCGAACUACAUCAAAGCACCGCAUCUGGAAAAGAUAUCAUACCAAAUUUCCUAAUGCCAGUAAUCAAUUCAACUCUCGAAAUGUUCUUGCCUUGACAAAUGCCCAAGAUACCGUAAUGCUCCAAUUACUGCUUGAGCUUUGUUUGGUUCAGCCACAUGACAAAUACAACACUCAUGCUCUCGAGAAAUCAAGGAAAUCAAUAUGCGAAUUUAUACACUCUAUAUUUAUAGAUGAUCGUGAAUCCAUCUUGAUCAAAAUCCUACACUUCCAGACCUACUCUACAGACCUCAUCCCCAUGGUUGUAGAACUGAUACCCUCCAUCUAUACAGUUUUCAAUUUCGUUUCCGAGUUGACAAGGCAGCCUCAAGUAGAGAAGCAAGUAUUUGGUAUUUUGAUAGCGUGCCAUUUAUGCGAAAAAUACCCUCUUGAGCCUUACUUGAUAACAGCAGAAAAGCACAUACUUCCUCGCUUAUUGAGAAUUGCAUUCCCUGUUACUCGAGAAGGUCAGCCGUCAAAUGCAUGUGUUCCAUCAGAAUUUCUAGUCAAAGCGAUACCAGGCUUUGUGCAUCUUGCUCGAGCAUUUCCCCAUUUUGGGCCACAGAUAUUGCGAGCUUUUGAAGGUGAAUGA